AUGAUUUCGCUUACGUCGAGGUCGUUCCGGAUAUGUGACAGAUCAAGACCAGUCUUCGGAGCGUUGCUACGCCAAAAUUCUAUAUCAGGAGUCCGAUUUGCAUCGCUAACCAGCGCCAUCGAACGUGGCAAGCGUCGAUCCGUGGCCGUUGAAGAGAGAGGCGGGAGAUCUUUUGGAGAAAAUAAAAGAACAUGGGAAGAAAGAGGCAAGAGAUCUUCUGAAGGAGGUGAUAGAAGGUCACGGGAAGGAAGAGACAAGAGAUCUUUUGAAGGAAAUAGCAAAAAACCAUGGGAGGAAAGAGGCAAGCAAUCUUUUGAAGGAAAAGAUAAAAGAUCAUCAGAAGAAAGGGGCAAGAGAUCUUUCGAAGGAAAUAACAAAAAGCCAUGGGAAGAAAGAGGCGGGAGAUCUUUCGAAGGAAAUGAUAAAAGAUCAUCAGAAGAAAGAGGCAAGAGAUCUUUCGAAGGAAAUGGCAAAAAAUCAUGGGAAGAAAGAGGCAAGAGUACAUCGCACUCCCCUCGCAAGGAGUCCAGCAAACAAUGGGACCAAUCAUCCCCCCGUUCGAGAACACCGGGGCCAGGAUUCAACCUCGAUGAAGAAGAAUUUAUCAGAACGGGCAAGAUGCGGCAAAAAGCGAAGGAUACUGCUAUACGGGAGGAUCGACACGAUGAAGAGCCUGAAAAGGAAAUAUCUUGGAUAAGACGUGAAGGCAACAAGGACACAUUGCGCAAGCUAAAGCAUGGCAGAAACCACCACAGGUAUACCAAUGAAUUUCCGGAACGAGUGAAGUCGCAAGUGCUGGUUCCUUCUGCCAUCCCAUAUACCACUGCUGCCUCGGUGUUCGUCUACGGGGCAUCUGCCGUCGAAGCCGCUUUACGAUGCAGCCGUCGCAAGCUCUAUAAACUUUAUAUCUACCAAGCGGAGGGCGAGGAGCUCACUACUCAGCAAAACCUCCUGCGAAAAAUGGCUCUGGCCCAAGGUGUCACAGUCAAGAUGGCGUUUGCUGGUUGGGACACAAUGAUGUCUAAAAUGAGUGACGGCCGUCCACACAAUGGUUUCGUGUUGGAGGCAUCACCUCUGCCUACACUACCCAUUGCCAAUCUGGAACCAGUCCCCGAUCCAACAGCCAAUGUUUUCCACGUCAAGCUAAACCCACAGUCUGAAGAGGAGGCAAAAGUGAAUGGCUCGAGCAACGAAGUCCAGCGCGCAGAGCGAUAUGACGAGGCCUCCCGGUCUCGCUUCCCUCUCAUCCUCCUGGUCGAUGGCAUUGUCGAUCCGGGAAACAUAGGCGCCAUCAUCCGGUCCGCGUACUACCUAGGCGUUGAUGGGAUUGUCUAUGCCGGCCGCAACUCUGCUCCCAUGUCACCGGUGACCGCGAAAGCCAGCGCCGGAGCCACCGAGAGCAUGACAUUUUUGAAAACCGUCAACCCACAAGAAUUUGUGCAAGCGUCACGCAAGAACGGCUGGCGCUUUUUGGCCGCGGAUUCGCCGCGCAAUGUUUUUGAGCGAUCAAGCGACGUGAUCUCUGUGGAUAGGGCUGCUGGAACCAACACCACGUCUCUGUUGACUGAGGCCCCCACCGUGCUGAUGCUGGGGAAUGAAGGCACGGGACUGAUGGAGCGACUCAAGGUUCGGGCCGAUGGGCUCAUCUCUAUCCCCGGCGCGCAUUUCCGUCACCAAGAGGGUAUCUUGAGCGACGCUGCGGGCGUUGAUAGUCUCAACGUCAGCGUAGCCGCAGCGAUGCUGAUAGAGAUGCUGAUGCGGACUCCCUUGCAAGUCACCGAUCUCCCGGCACUAGAAAGGCAGGAAAAAGAAAAAGAAAAAGAAAAAGAAAAAGAAAAAGAAACACUGCCACCCAGCGUAGCCCAAGAAGCGGUGCCCCAGGAAGUGGCGCCCCAAUCGUUCGACUUUAAUUAG
This is a messenger RNA of Talaromyces rugulosus, 1914 nucleotides long. RefSeq lists its product as uncharacterized. The transcript has a single exon. Gene Ontology annotation, biological process: rRNA methylation. Lineage: Eukaryota; Fungi; Ascomycota; Eurotiomycetes; Eurotiales; Trichocomaceae. Gene Ontology annotation, molecular function: RNA methyltransferase activity; RNA binding. The coding region runs from base 1 to 1914 and encodes 637 amino acids. The record is from RefSeq and is a predicted model, not a curated record. Gene Ontology annotation, cellular component: mitochondrion.